GUCAGUUACCAGCGGCUUUUGAAAAACGCGACGGGGACAUUGACCUAGCACGGUAGCACCACCUUAGCAACGGUCUCCGACUCAGCAGCGCUACGAACUCCUCAUGGCGGGCCACUCGCACGAGUCGGACCAGGACUACGCCUUCGAGCUCCAACUUCAAGAAGCCCUCACCGCCUCGCUCGCCCACCAUGUCUCCUUGCAUUCACCCCCUGCAACUUCCACCGUCGUCGGCCCUUCACCUCUGAAAGAUACCAUCUUUACCCUUUCAGCCCAACACGUCUCCAAAUCUCAGCAAGAAGCCCUAGAUCACGAGCUAUUACUCAUCGAAACACAAUGGACGAAGGAAGACCGAAAGCGUCGAACCCACGAGGAGAAGUUGGCGCGUGACAUAGAUAGGAUGCCGGAGCAUGAAUGGGAGGAGUGGGGUUAUGAUUUUGAGAGGCCCUUUGAAGAAGGGAGUUCGAAAGACGUGGAUAGUGAGGACGACGGCGAGUUCAGAAUGUAUUUUAAGGGGAUAGUCAGUCACGAAGUGAUGAACAAUGAGACGGUGGCAUUGGCAGGAAUUGGGGUUGCAAUUUGUGAUUUUAGGGACAAUUUGAUAUUUGAAAUCAAAAAGCCAUUGACUGGUGAUGGUCUUAACAAGCAAGCAGCCGAGCUUAUGGCUUUGAUUGAAGGGCUCGAUGCUGCUUUAUCUCUGAAACUGAAGAGGAUUCACUUUUUCUGCGACUACUAUCCAGUUUUCCAACUCGUUACUAAUAGAUGGCAAGCAAGGCAGCAUAAGAUUGCAAUUUUAGUUGACCAGGUGUGGCUUCUCCAAAGAAGAUUUGUAUAUUGCGAGCCAAUUUUAGUGCCGCGUUAUGAUAUAAAGUAUGCAUUCAAACUUGCAAGGGGAGCUAUACUUUCUCAGGUUAAUACGCCUAUUGAAUCUAACCACGGCAAGUCUGUUCAAGAGACUUGUGUUAUAUGCUUAGAAGAGACUGAUAUGGAACACAUGUUUUCUGUUGAUGGAUGCCUGCAUCGAUACUGCUUUUCUUGUAUUAAACAGCAUGUUGAGGUGAAGUUGCUCCAUGGGAUGGUACCUAAAUGUCCUCAUGAACACUGUAAGUCUGAGCUUAGAGUUGAGAGCUGCAAAAAAUUCUUGACACCUGUGAUGAUUGAGACAUUGAAAGAGCGUACAAAGGAAGCUUCAAUUCCUGCCACAGAGAAAGUUUAUUGCCCAUACCCCCAGUGCUCGGCAUUGAUGUCAAGAAGUAAGAUUUCAGAAUAUCCUAAAAAUGUAUUUGUUGGUUAUGAAAGAUCAGCAGCUCGGAAAUGCAUAAAAUGUCGUGGCCUUUUCUGUAUUAACUGUAAGGUCCCAUGGCACGGUGCAAUGAGAUGUAAUGAGUACAAGAGGUUGAAUCCUAAUCCACCAGCAGAAGAUUUGAAGCUUAAGUCUCUUGCAACGAGGAAAAUGUGGCGUCAAUGCGCAAAGUGCAACAAUAUGAUAGAACAUUCUGAAGGUUGCUGGCACAUGACUUGCGUAUGUGGCUAUGAGUUCUGCUAUAACUGUGGAGCGGAGCGGAAGGACAAAAAGGCAACUUGUUCAUGUCCAGCCUGGGAUGUGCGUCGCAUUUGGUUUGAAAAUCAUAGAGACUCUGAUGAUGAUGAUUAAGUUAGCACCAUCCCAUUUGUCCACCAUCCUCGAUAUCCUUGGAUGUUUUGUAAAUGGUAGGUUUGGAUUCUGGGGCAAAAUUCGUAUGUAUAUGGGAUUUAAGCAAAACCCUUUUAACUGUAUUGGAAAAUCCAAACUUGUGCCCAUAUCCUUUCACAAGAUUAUUAGAUUAGCCCCUAAAGUAACUUCGUCGAGUAAAUUCUCGUACUGCCU
This is a messenger RNA of Rubroshorea leprosula, 1864 nucleotides long. NCBI's taxonomy places the organism in Eukaryota, Viridiplantae, Streptophyta, Magnoliopsida, Malvales, Dipterocarpaceae. The record is from the annotation of a GenBank genome assembly.